UUCUCCAUUUUUGUUGCUUUAUUCAUAUUCUUGACAACUUACAUCUUUUAUUUAUAAAAGUCCCUUGUUAUUUGUGAUAUUAUAUUUAUUGAAUUACGCGAAUAUAAAAAAAAUUGCGUAAACUCAAACUGAGGUGGUCUGAUUUAGCUAAAGUCUGGUAACUAGCCCCUUCAUAGGUGCUAAGUCAGCAUGCUAGUUUGAUUAUCUCCAAAAAAAAAAAAAACAGGGUGUUUGGACCAGACAACACACUGACAGUAAUAAAAUGGGAUAAACUUGUAUAAGUAGCCUUAAAACUAACAAGAAGUCAGGGUGACUUGGAGUGCACUGAGCUUUUAAGUUAGCUUAGUAACACAAAUGCUACCUAGCUAGCCUAGUUAGUUAGCUAAAGCUAAGAGUCUGUUCGUUCUGAUUAUAAAAGCUAAAGUACAGCCAGGAAGCCGAAUAUCAGCAAAAUAUCCUCUUUUGUCCUUUUAUACGUUUGCUUAUUAGAUAACUGAGGAUUAUUAUUAUAUUUUUUUUUAAAUUGACGUCACCCUAUGGACCAGGACAAUAAUUCAGAGGAGGAAUCUGUUGGUAUAUUAGAGGAUGAUGCACAACAACGCUAUUCACUUGAACCAGACAUGGAAGCGGUCGAGGUGUUGUGGCAGAUGCGGGCUCAGCGGAGGCAGACCAACCCUGAACUGCCCGACACAGUGACUCGGCUCACUACACCAGAGGGCAGCGUGGUCUAUCUGGUGGGCACGGCUCACUUCAGCGACAGCAGCAAGAAAGAUGUAUCUACGACGAUCCGUGCGGUGCAGCCCGACGUGGUGGUGGUGGAGCUGUGCCAGUACAGAGUGUCCAUGCUAAAGAUGGACGAAAAGACGCUGCUCAAGGAGGCUAAGGACAUCAACCUGGAAAAGGUCCAGCAGGCCAUCAAACAGAAUGGCGUGAUGUCAGGCCUUAUGCAGAUCCUGCUGCUAAAAGUCUCCGCUCACAUAACUGAGCAGCUGGGCAUGGCGCCUGGAGGAGAGUUUAGAGAAGCCUUCAAAGAGGCAGGUAAAGUACCCUUCUGUAAGUUUCACCUGGGAGACAGGCCAAUCCCAGUGACGUUCAAACGUGCCAUUGCUGCUCUGAGCUUGUGGCAGAAAGCUCGGCUUGCCUGGGGCUUGUGCUUCCUAUCUGACCCCAUCAGUAAAGAGGAUGUGGAAAAGUGCAAACAGAAGGAUCUGCUGGAACAGACAAUGUCGGAGAUGAUUGGCGAGUUUCCCGCAUUGCACCGCACCAUUGUUGCAGAGCGAGACAUCUACCUCACCCACACACUCAGACAGGCUGCUCGCUGUGUUGAGGCGCCACCUAAUGGCCAGAAAGUGCCUGCUGUGGUGGUGGGAGUGGUCGGAAUGGGCCAUGUUCCUGGUAUUGAGAAAAACUGGGACAAAGAGCUUAAUAUUCAUGAGAUCAUGAGCGUGGCGCCACCAUCUCGAUUUGGCUGGGUGCUGCGUACUGUGUUGAAAGGGGCCUUGCUUGGUGUUCUGGGAUAUGCCUGUUACCGUGCUGGAGGAUGCGUCGGGAGGGCGUUUCUCUCCCUACCUGUUGUCCAGUCAGUGCGGAAUUUACGACCGCCUCCUGCCUGACCUAGAGCUUCAACAAAGACUUUAAUAAAUGUUAUAUUACGCUAAACACCAAUUGCCUUAAGAUGAGAGACUGAGAAGAUGAGGGUAUGAUGUGGCUCAUAUUCUCUAAACAAAACCGGGAUUUUGGAACUUGAGAACUUGGAGCAGCCCUCGGUAAUCUCUUCUCUCUUUACUCUGCGCUCCAGCAAGCAUGGAGCUGUACUGCCAAAAUAACUCGGACAGUACUUUCUGGUUUCUUUCUCCGGUUUUCAAUUUUCUUACAAUUUAGUACGUGACAAUACUGUUCAGUAUAGCAUGUUGGCUCCCUGUGGUUCCUACAUUUUAAAUGAUAAAGUAGAAAGACGAAAGUGUCAAAUUACGGGAUUCUUGGAGAUGUCUAGUCUGUCUACAUGUUUCCAGUUAUGGUAGCAGGACCGUGAAUUAAAUAUGCAACAUAAGAUCCAAAUGUUCAAGAUUUUACAUGAAUUAUGAAUAACAUGUCAGUGCUAAAGAAAGCGCAUAAAUGAUGCAGCAACUUUUUUGCUUCUACCCUGCAAAAUAAAAUCAUAUUUCAUAAUUUUGACUACCAAGUAAAAGUAAAUACACAAGUUUCAUAUUGUAUUAUGAUUUUUACCAAGCAUUGCUUCAUAGAAAAGAUUUGAAGGUUUAACAUGAAGUGAGUGUUUAUGCUAUUUCUUUAAAUCUAGGAGAACACUGGAGUCUGGGGGAACAUAAUCACAAUUCAAAGAAACUGCCCUAUUUAUACUUGAUCUUUUUCUACCAUCAUGGGAAAAAGCAUCUUGCAGAGGUGAUAAACCAUGCCAACAUACUGGACUUGUCUCACCAGCUAGAUCUGUCUGAGUACUGCUUUUUAAAUACCUGUAGUGUAAGGUUAAACGAAAGAGAGGUGAGCAGAGAGUUGGUCCAGCUUGAGAUAAAGCUAUAUCUAGGUCAUCUGACAAGUGCCUCCCAUCAUGUCACUUGAACAAGGGCUACCAAACACAAGUUGACCAGAUCAAUCUGAUCGGUUUUAUUAAAUUUUAAUCAACUUAAGGUAUUUAAUUUAAAAUAUCUGCUUAAUUGAUAAUCUUGUUUGCAGACCUCUGCUUAAGUCUUUGUGUUGCAAUUACGCCUAACUUGCGAGCUAAAUAUUUGACAAGUAAGCAAUAUCAUUCUUGUCACAGCAUCAUGCAUAAAUAUUCACCCACUUUAAAAUUUUCCAUACUUCUGUAGUGGACCAGCUUAAAAUUUUAAUGGACUUAGCUGGAAUUUUUCAACCAUUUAAUUGACGCAGUUUGGUCAUUUGCCAAUUCCCAUUGCAUAAAUUUUAGAAUCCUGUGCUUUCUUCCCUAUUAUCCUCUGCCUUAUAUACUGUGGUGUACUUUUGUACAUUUAUGUAGCAGUAUUAGAUCAUAAUUCAGCACCGAUCUAAGGAAAUCAGUAUUUUAUUUUUAAAGCAAUAUUACUUACGAAUGUGUUAAAAGCCAACCUUUGUUGGAUUGUAUUUCAGAUCUCCCCCCAGGACCCAGAACUCUGAUUUGAAUCUCUUUUAGGGAGGCAGCAAAUGUGCAGCAAAUGUCUGUAGUUUUAAUGUCUCUCCAUUCUAUUCAUUAUAAAUGUUCACUGCAUUGUAUAAGUGGAUAGUACUAAAGAAUUGAGUUGUUAUAUUUUGCUGAAAAGCCUAAUGCCCAAUCAAAACAGAACGGACCUGUAUGACUGAAACCCCCAAUAAACUAGACUUUUCAAC
This is a messenger RNA of Clarias gariepinus (North African catfish), 3339 nucleotides long. It is a transcript of the gene trabd, whose product is annotated as TraB domain containing. Lineage: Eukaryota; Metazoa; Chordata; Actinopteri; Siluriformes; Clariidae. The record is from RefSeq and is a predicted model, not a curated record. The transcript has 10 exons. Bases 537 to 1613 code for a protein of 358 amino acids.